CCACUUAUUGCAGUCACAAUUGAACCGUCGGGCGGGUAACAUGUUUUACCGUUCGGCAAUUCUGUUUAUUCACUUCAAACUAAGUAUAAUUCACUAUUUUUAUGUUGUUCCAAUGAUUGAUCAACAAUAAUUCAUGUUGUAACAUAAACGAGUCAAAAAUUAAAGGGAAUAUACUAGUGUUAGCAUUGAAAGACGUAAUAGAUGCUUUCGAAUACCGUCGGAUACUUUCUAUUGUAAUUUUAUUCUUGUGAAUGUUAGACAAAACUUUUACAUGAAUUUAUAAUGGUGAACAGUUGCAAAUAUUGACUAAAGUGAAGGUAUUCAGUGAGAGAAACUAGAGUGAGUAAAAUUAACAGUGAAAAGAUAAGGCUAGAGGUUAGAGUGUGGAUACGGUAACCUCUCUUUAAGCACACGACCAGCCGGCGCCCAUAAUUAAAGGGAAUAUAACCGAAGCUCGACUGUUGGAUUUGACGUUCUGGAAGUUCCUGGAAGUAACUCGGUAAAAUUUACUUUUUUAUCAGUAACUGAAAAUAAAAAAGUUUAUUUCAUCAAAACUCGUUACUCCGUUCAAUUUUACACCUAAAUGAAAUAUCUUUAUGAUUUUUAUUCAAUUUCAAUGGCUCUCUUAGACGUUUCUGUAUGAUUAAAUCCAAAUAAACGGUUUAAUCAAGUGCAUAACGCCGAAAUGCGAAUGUACAAGUACGUGACGAUUAUCGUAAUAAAGUCUACGAAGAGAAUUUAACGACUUGGAAUCUCGCACGUGUUUAAUUAAAUUGGGAUAAAGAUGUAGACCGACGGAAGAAGACAGUGUGUGGCCGGGAAAUUUCCCGAUAACCUCAUUUAAAAUAGUGAACUGUGUUGUUAUGUUGUUUUUGCUUUUUCUGUUGGUUUAAACUCAUUGUUCGUUUAUUUGUGAGUUUGGUUUAUACAAGACAUAUAAUAUAUUGGUGCAAAAAAAUUAUGAUGAUAAGUAUGUGAGUUUCUUUGGAGACAAGUGUGUAAUAUAAAGAAAAAAAGUUUCAUCUCUGGAGUAAAGCUUUUUCAAGUCACAUAUUCAUUUGAGGAUAUUCUGCGAGUUCCUCUUGAGAAACAAGUGUAGCGGGAUGAUAACCCGCAUCCAACAAUCAAUCGCCUAGUCAUCACAGUGGAGUUCUGCUUUAUUGCUGCCUCGGGAGGGGGUGGUCCAAUGUUGGUCCCUCCCGUGGCCCCAGGGGGAACAGGCAGCCGUCAGGUCGGCGAUGCCGGAGCUAGAGGAUCACAAAAUCCCAUCCAGGGGACAGCAACGACGUUGUGGCCCCUUGCGCCUGCACAAACUACUAGUCUGUCAGGCAAUCAGCAGACACAUGCAACACCACCUCUAGCUGCUACCCCUGCACCUUCACACAAUCAAGGAAUAAAUCGGUACGAGUUGUAUUCCUUGUUUCCUGGAAGUGGCGGGGGUAGCUACGUGGCAACAGCUCCAGGCACCCCAGCAGUUACCCCCGCAAGAACUUAUCAUGCUACAACACACAAAGAACGGACGGUUUCAGAAAGUGUUUUCUCAGCAGCUGUGGGGGUUGGAGUCGGUGGUUAUACCUGGGGUGCACCCACACCACCACCUGGAUCACCAUACAGUCCAGUACCUGGUGUGACACAACUGGAAUUGUUAGCUAAAAACUUGGCUAAUCUUACACCACAUCAUACUCAACAACCAUUAAGUCUUCAGGGAGUUGGAGUGAACGUUGGUGCUAGUCUCCAUCAUGCUCAGCAUACUCAACAUACACUUAACCUCGCUGGUCUUCAUCAUCUUCAUCACGGUGAGUCGAUGGUGACGAGUACAUCGACAACCGCGUUUACGUCCAAGUUUAUUAAUGAGCGUACAUUUACACUCGGUGGUCUUCAUCAAGGUACAUUUUCACCACAACUAUCUCUGGUAACUGCUGGAACACCAACUUUAACAAUUAACAGUUUUUCUUCGCCUAAUACUCCAGCAAGUGUGGUACCGAGUAAUGGAUUAUUAGUGCAAGAAUAUCAGUCUGCAGUACCAAGUCCAAUAGCAGUCUGUCCAUCAUCAACUAGUGGGUCUUCCUCAAUUCCAACAGGCGCUGCAGCAUGUACUGUCAGCACUGUCAUAGUCCAAGGUGCUCAAACGGGCAGCACUUUUGUACAAAGUACAACUAAGAAACGAGAGUCCUUUGUUACUACUCAAGCUCAAACUUCAAUAAAAGUAGAAAAUAAAACAACUCGACAGUCGUGUGUUUGUAAAAGCACCAAUGCUAGUAGUGGCAAAACAAAGGUUGUCCACUCAGAAGCAGGAUGCAGCCGGACUUUACCAGUUGUCUCAUCUUGGAAUGGCCAAGACACUUCGUCCUGCGCGAAUGCCUUGAACAACGCGAGUACCGCAACUAAUCUCGUCAAGAGAGAACCUCUUGCUGCGGUGCCUUGUCAAGUAGCUGAAGUCUCAACGUCUCUUCACGCUACAACUACAGCUGUUAAGAUUGAACCUCUUCCACCAAAAUCUGAGAAUGGAAUAGUUGUGUCUACUGCUGCAGCAAAUGGCAUUCCUGUGGGCAUUGCAGUUGCUCGCCAAAGGUUACAACAUCACCAGGAAACAUCGUCUACGUCUAUGAGAAAUGUUUCACUGAGUCAUCACACGUCGCACCAUGCCAGCUAUCAUCAUUUCCAACCAGACAAUCUCGGAUCGACCACGGCCAUGGCGAUGGGCGGCGCGACGCUGGUUCAUUGUACUGGAAGUGGGGAUGAACGGCCAGCCCACCUUGCCAUCCCCUCAGGCGCUUUGGCACCCUCGAUCAACGCAACCCUAAAUUCAGGCUUGAACAACAUUGGACCAAGUGCGCCGGGCACAUGGCCUCCAACAUUGUGGCAAUACCCUACUACAGCAAUGCCUGCCCUGGAGCCAGUAGGAUUCCCACAACUCGGCGUUGGACUACAAGGUGGUCUCCAAUUAGUCAGAGAUCCCUCAACUGGUCAUCUGCUGCUUAUUCAUGCAGCUGCUGAGCAAAUGCAACAAGCUGUUGUCUGGCCAAAUUAUCCCAAUCCAAGUGGGCCAAAUAUUAGUGCUCCCCCUUUGUUAUUACCUGGACCAACAACACCACCUUCACUUCAACUCCUCAGUGAUAUUAAUGGUGCUAGAUUGGUUCUAACUGAUAACAAACGGAAACAACCAAAUAAUAUACCUAUUGUUAAGAUUGAAGCUGACUGUACUCCACCUACUACAACAAUUAUUGCAUCAACAGAAUCAAAUAAAGCCUUGCAAACAGUUACAACAAUGACAGGUUCUCUGGUAACUGAUGCACCUUUAUUAACAGCAUUACAUUAUUAUCCUCAUGCUCCAGCUUUAGUUCAAAUAAGUCAAUCUGAAUCAACUCAAUGUAAAACUCAGCAGAAAAGUACAUUUAUAUCAAAAGCAACGUCUCCCGUAUCGUGCCUGACUCCCCCACCAGAUGUUACACCAACACAUGCAAUUGAAGGUCUCGACAAUACCGGUCUUGGCGUUCAAGAUGCUUCUAAUCAGACUGAUACUCCUGAGACUGAAGAGGACCAUCAUCAUAACGAUGGACUGGUCAAACAUGAACAAAUAUUUUCUUCUUGUCAGCAACAGGUGGUUACGCAUUGUACAAAUUUUGAUGUUGUUUCGUCGACUGUUGAAAAACCACGUAUUGUAAACAGCAGCAAUUGUGAUACAGAGAUUAUUGAAAAAAUAGCAUCAGUAAAUAAAAUUGAUAAGUCAUCAGUAGUUAUGAUAAAAGAGUCUUUAAAAACCGAGGUCGUUAGUACAGUUGAUCAGGAGACAGAGAAAGACAAAGAAAAAGAAGAGGAUGAUGAAGCUGAGUCAAUUAGUAUUGAUGAUAUUGCUGAGGAGAGGAUACGUAGACGUGGAUCACGAGUUAUUGAAAUCACAGAAGAAAAUUGUGAUAGUUUUCAUGAAAAUCUUGAAUUUUUUGGAAGACGAAGGAAUCCUAUAGAACAACUUAAAAAGCCCCAUUACACUGAUGAAGCUCUAAAUGAGGAAAUGAUGAUUGAAAAAAUCAGAAGAGAAGAAUCAACUUGUGAAGACGAUAACCUGAAUGAUACUCAUGUCGAUAAAGAUCAUUAUCAAUCGGUAUCAUCAACUUUACAAUCUUUAGAUCACACAGAAGAUAAUGAAAUAAAUAAACUCGACGAAGUUGCUAGUUCAUCUGGGGAGUUAUUGCAAUGUACAGAGCAAGCUGAUUCAAGUAGUUCACCUUAUGAAAAGAGUAAAGAUGAACCACUUGUUAGUGUCAAAUCUUUGGACAUGCCUUCGAUUGAUUGUGAUGAUGAAAUAGAUGGAACUAAUGUUAUUGUUAAGAGAGAAGUCUCAAACAAUUUCGCUACAUGUGCAAUAGAAACUGAUAAUGUUAAAAGUCUUCCCGAGAAACUAAGUCGGAAUGAUAACAAAAAAUUUUGCAAUGAAAAAUAUCAUGCUGGAAUUGAAAAUGUUGUGGAAAAGUUGAAGAAAAAUGCUGCAGCUCUUCAGGACAAUUCAAUAGCUCAAAAACUGUCUGGAGAACGAGAGCAAGCACAAGUAGUUUCAAUACAACGAUCUGUUGGUCGUUGUUUACCAAGGACAACCAGUAAUGGAUUAAAAAAACAUAUUUUACGAUUUUGUGAAACUACUUCAAGUACUGAAACUUCUGGUAACUCUGGUGAACAAGAAAAAGAUAAUAAUGUCUUGAAAAAAGAUUCAAGUUCACUUUCUAUUUGGUCUACUAUUAACAAUAAUGUUUGUAGUAGUACUAAUAGCAAUAAUAAUGAUAAUAAUAGUAAUAACAGUAAUAAUAAUAAUUGUAUAAAUACUGAUAAGUUAUCACAGACUGUUGAUCCAAUUAUUUUGUCUGAAAAAACAUCGAAAAACUUCGUCACAUCAAAAAACGCAAAUGAAGUGAAUACUGAAAGCGAUAAUGUACGAUUUCGUAGCAAAUUUUUCAAGAAUAAUCAAACCUGUGGUAAACCAAAAUCAUCUGUUGAUCUCAGUGGACUUGAAUUACUAUCCAAUAGUAUUGCACAAUUUGAACACUUGAAACAGGACAAUACUGACAAUAAUACUAGUAAUUCAGAUAUUGAAUGUUCACCAAAGAAAGAUAAAGUCCAAGGACAACAGACAGAAAGUAACAAUAACAAUGUUGAUAGUCCUCUAGGACUUCUUUGUGCAUUAGCAGAACAAAGAUUCAUGGAGGAAGUUGGAGAUGAUGUUCCUAAACGAUCAGCGAGUUUUGAAAAUUCUGAAGAAAUUUCUUGUGCUGGAGUUUUAUUGAUGAAUUUGGGUAAAGAAAGAGGAAAAGUUGAAAAAAGAAGGCAUUCGGUGGAUGAUAAUACUUAUAGGAGUAUUAAAAGAACACGAAAAGAAUUAUUUCAUGCAUUUAAAAAUGAUUCUCCAAAUAUUGACACAUUGAAGGUUAAAAAAUCGAAAUAUUCUGAUGAAAAUGAGGCGGCUGAUGAUGCAGAUGAUGACUACACUGAUUCUGAGGGAGAUAAUAGAUCUUCCCCCGUAUUUGAUAUUCAUAAAAUUGAAGGAAAUAAAGGUGGUGACUCAGUUGAUAAGAAAAAUAAUUUGAGCGACAAAAAUUCAAAGAAUGAUAAAAAUUGGUCGAAGAUAAAAGCAAUGGAAAUGGAUAUGAGAGAAAGGUUGGCAGAUAUUCAGAAAAAGUACAAAGAGAAACAAAAAGAAUUGUCCAAACUACCUCUUAGAAAAGAUGACAAAAAAGUGUGCUCUAGACAAAAGAAAUUUAAUUCAGACUGCGAACAAUCUGUAGAAGAAGCUGAUGUACCAAUUAAAUCUCUUCAUGGUUCAGAUGAUGACAUUCCAUCAGCAUUAAGUCUUAAUGUUUUACCAAUGCCGAGAGGUAACGUUAAUCUCAUAAAAUUAGCAGAACCAAGAAGUCAUAUAAAGUUAUUAGAUAGUAUUCCUAGUAUUUCUCUACCUGUUACUUCAGUUACAUCACCAAUCAUUACAUCGCCAAUAAGUAAGAUUAUUUCAGAAGAUGAAGAUAAUAAAAAUUCAGCUGCAAUGGAUUACGAUACAUCGUCUUCAGCGCCAACGAUUGCAAGCUCAAGUUCAGCAAAAAAACGUAAAGUUGGAAGACCUCGAAAACUUAUGUGUUCGUCCAUGAGUGCACGACAUCUAACAGAAACUAUUGUAGCGAAAAAAUCAAGAAGUAAAAGCUCACUCGUGAGUUACUUACUGAAUUCGAAGAAUAGACAUUACCCGAAUAAAUUAAACGGAAAGUCUGGACAUGCUUCAUUACCCAUCAAAUGUGGUCUGACGAGUCCAAAGGGCAUGACAAAAAGUCACAAGAUGAAUAAAGCAAAAGUAAAACCCAUAAAACAAACCCCGCUGCAUAACAAAAAUGUCAUUAGCUCGAUUAUUGCAGAGAAAGCUAAACUCAGUCAAGAGGCAAAAUUGGAAAAACAGGUAAUGAAGCUUAAGCCAAAAUUUAAGGCUGAAAAUAAAGUAAGAGACUGGAAUGAUGAUGAGGAAAAUGAAUGGAAUUAUGACAUGCAAGGUACUACUGUAGUUAACGAUUCUAUUAUCGAUGAAUCUAGUAAAAAAGAUGAAUCACUAGAUGAUAAUAAAUUAUCCCAAGUACAAGCAACUCAAUUGUUAAGGGUAGACGAAGAUUACUUAGAAGUUAGAGAAUUGGAAAAAUACGAGAAAUCUAAAAAGAAAAAACGAAAGUCUACGUCUUCCUCUCCUUUGAGGCGUAAAUCAGGGGAACAUGAUAAGAAAGAGUCCAAACGAAGGAAGUCUUCCGAUUGUAAAGAGUGUAAAGAAUGUGCUAAAGUAGCUAAAGCUGAAAGAGCUGAGAGUAUUACCAACAGAUGUAAAUUGACGUCAGCGCAUCUUUCAAUCGAUCAACUGAGAGUUUUAACAGCUAUGGGAGGACUCUUCUAUGCUGGACGAUUAAAUGCGAUUCAACCUCCUGAUGUUUAUGCGAUUACACUUGACGGUGAACGAGGCAAUAGACCGCAUAUACACUCAAGGGAGGAAAUCUUGCGUGAUGCUAUUGUCGAAGUUUGUCCUGGUUCUACAAAGGAAUUACCACCAGGAACAAGACUUUGUGCUUACUGGAGUCAACAGUAUCGAUGUUUAUACCCUGGAACAUCAGUUGAACCCUCUGAUCCUGACUCCGAGCUGGAUGAAAAAUUUGUCAGUGUUGAAUUUGACGAUGGUGACAGCGGAAGAAUAGCUUUGGAUGAUAUCAGACUUCUUCAGCCUGAUUAUCCAGUUGUUGAAUAUGAUCCCAAUCCUCUAUUAAGUUUGGGUAAGAAACGAAGACAAACAUCUGUGUCAACUGAUGAUAAGCGUGCCUCAUGUGAUGGCCUACCGUGUUCAAAAUCUGAAUUCACAGCAGAUGUGUCAACGGUUUCAGCAAAUUAUCCAGAUAAUGAGAAAGCUGAUAAUGAACAAAACUUGUUAGGACUUGAUGGAAAGGCACUAGAUGAGUACAGAGAGCGAAAAAAAUUAAAAAAACGACGGCGUGAUAAAUUAAAAAGACUUCAACAAGUUCAAGAAGGUAAAAAGAAACAUAAAAGACACAAGUGCUGUGAAGAACAUAGAAAACAUAAGCACAGGAAACAUCGCAAGCACAAACAUAAACAUAGUCAUCAUUCAAGUCAUAAUGAGAGUAGUCACGUAAGUGGUGGUGAAAGUUGUUCAGGAUUAAAAAGUGAAGAAGAAGGAGAGAAUGAAGGUAGUACAAUGUCUGAAGAAUUAUCGGCUAAUAAAAGUACAUUGAAAAUGCCAACAGAACCUGUAAUUCCUCCACAAAUAGUCCAUAAAGAUCCUGUGUCUGUGGAGAAAAUAGAAAAACCCAAAAAGCCUGAUAAAAAGUCAAAGACCAGAGAACGCCAGGAGUCUGUAGAAAGCAGGAGUAAAAUGGCAGCUUUCUUGCCGGCAAGACAGCUGUGGGGAUGGGCUGGUAAAGGUUAUAGGAGGCCAGGAGCUAAGGGUAGAGCUAAGAAACAAUUUUUCAAAGCCAUUCAACGUGGGAAUGAAACUAUACAGAUUGGAGAUAGUGCCGUGUUCCUUUCUACUGGACGUCCUGAUAGACCAUACAUUGGUAAAAUCGAAUCCAUGUGGGAAACUACCAGUUCUAAUAUGAUUGUUAAAGUUAAAUGGUUCUAUCAUCCUGAAGAAACUGUUGGCUGUCCAGCUAACUUGAAAUAUCCGGGUGCCUUGUUUGAAUCACCACACAUGGAUGAGAAUGACGUACAGACAAUAUCUCACAAAUGUGAAGUACUUCCGCUACAGGAUUACACAACAAAAUUAGGGAAAGAGCCACACAGAUAUCUUACUAUUUACGACAACAACGAUAUUUAUUAUCUCGCUGGAUAUUACGAUCCCACAACAUAUCUGCUUACUUUGCAACCUGGAGUUGUCUAAAUAGCUCUAAUAUACAGGGACUCACAUAUAGUUUAACAUUUUAAAAACUUUGAUUAUAAUUAUCUUUCUUGACAAAUCAGAACAAAUCUGAUGAACUUUUAUGAAAACUAAUGCAAUCGAAUGCAAUAAUGAUUUACUGUGAAAUUAGCAUUGAGUUAAUGCUAUUUAUCUAUAACAGUAAAACAGUAAUUAAAUGUAAAUAAUGUAUAUAUAUUUUUUAAUACUUCUCUCGAUAUUAUUUGCAACAUAUUGGAGGAUAGAUAACUAGAAUUUCCAUUGCAAAAAAUGAUUCAUUAAAAAAGACACCUGAAAUAGUUGUUAAGUGAUACUAAAAAAUACGGUGCUAAAAACUGUCUUUACUCACAUACACAAUGCUGGUUUUAUUAUUCGAGUUAAAGCACUAUGCGUUGACAAUGCAUAUCUAUUUAAAUAUGUUCUUUUUUUUUGUUACGAAUAUAUAAAAGUUUUGUUCAACUUUAGUAUUGCGGAUCGAUAAUAAUCCGUGCUACUGUGCAACAUGUAAGCUAAUUUUUAUAAAAUCAUUUUGAAGCGCCAACUGAUUGAAAAGAAGAAUGAGAAGAAAUACUAUAGUGUCGAGGUCGUUUGUUUAUAUAUUCUGUUAUAUAAAUAUAUAAAUUUUGCUUAUAAAGUCUUCUGUAUUUGUAUAUCGAAAAUGUCUUGAGAUUUUGAAACAAAUUGGAUCAUCUACAAUCAGUAGUUGAUGGUAAAAUAUGACUUAGUACAAAUUAAAAAACACAAUAAUUGUUGUCUAAGUGCGAGUUAAGAGUCAAAAAUAAGUAAAAUCUGUAUGCUAAGCACAUAAAUGACAAAUGUAAAAUGUACUUAUGUAUCAAUUAACCAUUGAUAGCUUUUUUGCUUUUAUUUUGUACAUAUGGUUUAGAUAUUUACAAUGGUAUUAAUGUAACAAAAAAUGGCAGAAGUUACUGCAGCCAUUAUUGGUAGAAAACGCAUCUAUGUAUAUACCGUAUAGUAUUUUUCCAUACAAAAAUUAGAAAGAGGGAAUAAUAAAAAGAACAUGAAAAUAAUUACGGCCUACUUUGCAAUUCAAUCCUCAUAGAGUGAGGAUUAACUAAUGGCAUACAGAAAAUUUUUAAUGAUUAUAAUUCAUAUUAGAAGGAAAUAAUUAUUUACUACAUCUACCUAUAAGAAAUUAUUUUUUAAUAAUUAAAUUCAAAUAUCAUUAAUAAUUGAGUUCCACUUAUGAGAUUAAUUGAAUUAAUGUGCUAUAAAUGACUGGACUAAAAAGUGGAACAUAAUUAAUAAUGGAUAUAAUCAAAUAUAUGUAAUGAAUUAAAAAUGCUGUAGUUUUCCUUCACGAAUCGUAAUCAAAGAUUCGAUUCUGUGUUUGGAAGUAAAGAUGAAUACUAAUUAAUAACAUUGAUAAUAUUAUAAUUUAAAAAAUAAUGAUAAUAAUAUAAAAAAUAAAAAUAAUUAAAUUUUUACUAGUCGAGCAGUUGAAAAAAAAUUUCUUUUCAAAUGAUAAACAAAAAAAAAGUUGAUAGUACAAGGCUCGAAAAAAAACAAAUGUUCUAUAAGUUUCAAUAUUAAUGACUGCACUUGAAUUAAUCGCGUAAAAUUCUGUACAAGUAUUUUGUGAUCAUAAAAGCAAAACAAGAAUUUUUUAACAAAUUAAAUAGAUACGAACAACAUGUAAAUAAGUAAUGUUUAUUGGAAAAUUGCACACGGUUAACUUUUCGUAAUAAAACAAAUUGGAGUAAACACGUAUUUUCUGACAAUCGUUGAACCACCAAAAUAUUAAAUUUUAGUUUAAUAUCUCAGUCGAAAAGUUGGAAUAAUUAAAUAAUGUAGAAUUAGCUGUGUUCGGGCCAAGGUAUUUUGCGCUUAAUAUAAGAAAAAAGUAAGUUAAUGAUUUAAGUGAAGACAAAAUAAUAUGGUACGAAGAGUAAAUAUUUUAUUGUAGAGAAAUUGAAAUUAUUAUAUUUUUCAUUAAAAACGUAGUUUUUAAACAUUGAAAGAAAAUUGAAAAAAUAAAAAAAUUAUUUGUUUAAU
This is a messenger RNA of Chelonus insularis, 10435 nucleotides long. It is a transcript of the gene wge, whose product is annotated as winged eye. The coding region runs from base 1187 to 8404 and encodes 2405 amino acids. Gene Ontology annotation, molecular function: chromatin binding. The transcript is spliced from 14 exons. The record is from RefSeq and is a predicted model, not a curated record. NCBI's taxonomy places the organism in Eukaryota, Metazoa, Arthropoda, Insecta, Hymenoptera, Braconidae.